This is a messenger RNA of Chara braunii, 536 nucleotides long. NCBI's taxonomy places the organism in Eukaryota, Viridiplantae, Streptophyta, Charophyceae, Charales, Characeae. The record is from the annotation of a GenBank genome assembly.
UGUUUGUUGUCCUUGACAGAAACUUCGUUCCAAACCUUACGAUCGGACCUGUUGUCAUAAAGUCGUUAAGGAAGCACACAAGUGCUUUCUUGGACUGCCAUUUGAUGGUUAGAAACCCCGAAGAUUAUGUUACUGUAAUGGCUGAAGCGGGUGCAUCGCAAUUUACGUUCCAUUUGGAGGUUGCCAGAGGUAAGUGGCAGCAGCUGGUCAAAAAGAUAAAGGAUGUGGGGAUGAGAGUUGGUGUAGCGAUCAAACCUCGAACACCUGUAGACGAGGUUUUCCCUCUGGUUGAAUCAGACAUUCAUGUGGACAUGGUUCUUGUAAUGACAGUGGAGCCCGGAUUUGGGGGCCAGAAGUUCAUGCCCGAGACGAUGAGUAAGGUUAAGGUGCUGCGGCAGAGAUACCCCUGGCUUGACAUUGAGAUAUUCUUGGAUCGUACAGACUGCCAUCAUAACACCUAAGGGAUGAAUGAUAUCUACGGCAGUGUGGAUCCGAGUCUGUGGCAUGCACUGGUGCAAUCAAGGGUCAAAGUUCAG